AUGCUCCUCGCCUUCUCCAUGUCAAUCAUUGUGCAGACAGUGUCAUAUUCCGGUUUUAGAUAUCUUCUGUAUAAGAAUAAAAAACUAAAAGCAUCUCUCCAAAAACGUGGCUCCGCCCUCACCAAAAGAUACCAAGUCGAAGAAUCCCUCCGAUCCCUCGAAACAAUAUCAGUCCCCAUUCAUAUGAUGUUCUUUUUCGAAGUCUUCCACAGUCUCUCCUCAUUUUUAUUCCUCAAUUUUAACGCCCUGAUGCCACGUCAUUGGUACUAUUUUUGGAUGGAGUUAUCAGCAUGUCUACCGGAAUAUGCUAUUGCUUUCUUUGUGGCUUUUGUACUCCAGGAGAAGAAAAUAGAGAGAAAGGGUAAAACAUCGCUGAGAAGAGAGAUGGAGGUGAACCCAGAUCACUACUUCGAUCAAUACAAUAGAUCGUGGACAACCGGUCAAACACUAAAAUUUUGA
Molecule: messenger RNA, 459 nt
Organism: Caenorhabditis remanei
Lineage: Eukaryota; Metazoa; Nematoda; Chromadorea; Rhabditida; Rhabditidae
Exons: 3
Coding region: 1-459 (152 amino acids)
Source: RefSeq, a predicted model, not a curated record